This is a messenger RNA of Adineta ricciae, 1503 nucleotides long. The record is from the annotation of a GenBank genome assembly. NCBI's taxonomy places the organism in Eukaryota, Metazoa, Rotifera, Eurotatoria, Adinetida, Adinetidae.
AUGAGUUCAAGAAUUCAAUGGACCAUUCACAUUGGUGUAUUAGUGCUCAUCUCGUUCACUAAUGCUUAUUCAAUCAUUCCUGCUGCAACGAAGCCUAAGAGAAUCGAUAAUAACCUAAAGGAUAUUUGCGAGAGCAUAAAAAACAAGGCUAGACAUACCCAAGUAUUCUAUUCACCCGAUCCAAAUUACUUUGAAGAUAUCAAGCACUAUGCCAUAUCAUCCACUCAAUAUCCGGCUUGUACGGUCGAACCUUCAACGGCUGAUGAUGUCGCUAUCAUUAUGAAAAUUGUCCAAGAAAACCGAGUUCCUUUUGCUGUGAAAGGCGGUGGACAUAGUGCAAAUCCUCUGUUUAGCUCGACGAUAGGUGUUCAUAUUGCAAUGCGACGAUUUUCCAACGUUAUUGUUCAUGCCGACAAUCAGACAGUUGAUGUGGGCCCAGGACUGUUUUGGGACGAUGUGUACAAGGCACUCGAGCCACACAACAUCAAUGUCGUCGGUGGUCGUGUAUCGGGUGUUGGCGUUGCUGGAUUCACUCUCGGUGGCGGUUAUUCAUGGAAAUCGAAUCAAUUUGGUCUCGCUAUUGACAAUGUUAUCGGCUAUGAGCUUGUUACUCCGAAUGGUACAAUUGUCGACGUAACGAAUAACUCGUAUCCCGAUCUUUUCUUUGGAUUAAAAGGUGGUUUUAACAAUUUUGGUAUCGUCACCAAUUUCAGAUUACAUGCUCACCCACAAACUCAAGUCUAUGGUGGUCUACUUGUUUAUAUCGAUGAACAGCGCUUUGAUGACGUCCUGAAAGCUGUUAUGGAUUUUCGAGAUAAUAACAAAGAUCCCAAAGCACAAGCUUUGGUCUCAUUCACUCCCCAAACAGGACUGGUCACGUUCGACGUAACUCUCUUCUAUGAUGCUCCAAGAGCUCCCGAUGAUACAUUUAAGAAGUUUAUAAAUAUUCCUCAUAUGGGGACUCUCAAAACUCGUUCGUUUCUUUCAUUCGUUAAAGUUGUGCCCAUCUAUGUUACCGAUGGUCGACGCGGUCGUUUCCAUACAGUGUCAGUUACCAAUUUAACUGAUCGUGUGUUCCAAGAACUCAAGAAUCAAACCAUCUACAAUGCAGCAAAAUUUGACUCGAAACUCGAUGCGUUCGCGUCGUUUACUGCAGAACCAUUUUUACCAACUUAUUUCGACAAGUCACAGGGUGGUGCUUAUCCACACUGCCCAUCAACGACCCCUCUUCUACCUAUAUUUCUUCAGUUUAGCUGGCGACUGCCUGCAGAUGAUGAUUAUUUUGUCAAUGAGAUUAAAUUAUCUGCAGAUGCUAUUCUACAAGCAGCACUUUAUAAUGGACAAAACAGCAAUGCUACAAAACAAAUUCGUUAUCCUAACUAUGCUCUUGACAGUACUACUCUAUCCGAAAUGUAUGGAGACAAUGUAGCACGACUUCAGAGUAUUCGUAAAGCAUGGGAUACCGACAGUGUAAUGAACCGCACAGGAGGAUUUAAGUUUUAA